CGAAUUCAAGUCUGUUCGGGUUCGGAAGACUGUGAGAGCUCGGUCUCGUCCAUGUGGCAAGCCGAUUGCUCCAAGGUUAAGUUACGAUUGCUUCGAGUGAUCGAUUAUGUCAGCCAGGUUCAUCCAAUUGUCUAAUGUUCGAGUCCCUCCCUGCAUCCUCUGCUAUCAUCUUUACUGCCACUAGCCUGUUGCACAGCGGGUACAUCGACCGUUCAGAGUUCGUCGUCGUUAUUGUAUCUUGGGGCACUCAACAUGCCUCGCGGAAUACCGAAUGCGAAGCGCGAUGAAUCCGCAAUGAGAUUUACAUCUUUCCAUGUCCCGUUGGCACCCAACCCCAAGCAUGUGGGGUCCACAUAUUUAAAGUCUGAGUCUCAAACCCUGUGGUCCCGGAACGCUGCACGCGCCGGAAAGAAUAAGGCUGUUGCAGACGAGGUCAGCGCACCAUCAGGCGUAGAGGGGAGACGGGGAUCCAAGGUUCUCGUAAUUCAUCCGGGCUCACGCUGGUUACGUGUUGGCCGAGCCUCGGACGUGACCCCAGUAACUGUACCUAACGUGAUCGCAAGAAAACAGAAAGAAGCUGUCCCGGAACCAGUUUUUGUUCCAAACAUCAUAAGGCCCCGAGAAGAUCGCAAACGUGGUCAUCCUGCAUUCAUUCCACAGCCCAACGAUGAAUAUGGUAUCUCAUUACAGUCUGACGAUCCGUUCGAUGAGAGGGUUGCAGCUAUUACUAUAUCAUUGCGAGACCGGAUGCGUUUUUACAAGUUGCGGGUUGCUACGAAUGCAGCGAACAUUGCCUCAACUUUCAAUGAAUCUUUCAAGCCUGAAAUUCUACCAGAAGAGAAUGAUCCUUUCCGUGUGAAUUGGAUCAGUACGUCCGCAAAGGAAUACCACGUGGGGGAGGAGGCUUUGCAUUUGUCGGACCCACACUCCUUAGGCUAUGUGGUCCGAUGGCCAAUUUAUGGGAGAACCUUCAACGCCAGAGGCUAUCCAAGCCGUCAGUUGAUUCUGGAAGACGUUGAGACAAUCUUGCGUAACGUCCUCCAGGAACAGCUAGACAUUGACUCGCGGUCCUACAAGGACUACUCAGUUGUGCUCGUCGUUCCAGAUUUCUAUGAUCGCUUCUACGUGCGAGAUAUGGCGCGCAUGCUCCUGAUAAAUAUGGGAUUCAAACAGUUGUGUGCACAGCAAGAGUCGCUAGCCGCCACAUACGGCGCGGGGAUGUCGAAUGCGUGCGUCGUUGACAUGGGCGCUUGCAAAACAAGCAUUGCUUGUGUUGACGACGGGCUCGUCAUAGGGGACUCCAGAAUGUGUUUGAGCAUGGGUGGCGAUGAUAUCACCGAGUUCCUUUACGUUAUGCUCGAGAAAAUGAACUUCCCAUACAGGGAUGUCAACCUUGCUCGAAGCUAUGACUGGCAUGUAUUUGAAGACCUCAAAGCCCGGCUUUGUACUUUAGCUGAGGGUGAUGUGGGACUUAACCUCUAUGAUUUUGUUGUUCGUCGGCCGGGUAAACCGACGGAGAAGUAUGGACUUCGAGCCUAUGACGAGAUCAUUCUUUCACCGAUGUGUCUUUUCGAGCCCAGGGUCAUUGAAUUUGACAAUAAACGAGCUGGCAAAGGCCCAAUACCGUCGAUAGACGUAACUGAAGAAAUAGUGGAGCAAACUUCCGAUCAUGUUACGCAAGCCAUGAUGAUCUCAACUCAACAUUUACUGCCCACCGCGCUCCCCAAGCCCAUCCUCGUUCAACAACCAGAGCCUCAAUCGUCCCUUCCCGCGUCUGGUCCUCAAACACCGGGUAUCAUCAACCCAGUACAGCCUUCUCCAUCAGUCCCCCAAGAGGGCGAGGACACCGUUACUCCUACUGCUGUUCCUUCUGUUCCUGCUGCUGCUCCGGAAGGCUCUGAGAAUCAGGCUCCCGAAACACCGGAACAAACAAUAGUUGACGCCUCCACGACUGAGCCGCAUAAUGCAGCCUCUACCGAAGUUAAACCUGUAGCGCCGACAGUUACUGGCGAUGGCACCGCAGACGCGCCAAUGGAGAUCGUCGAUGUCGACGAUGGCGAUACUAAAGCCAGUACCUCAGUUACGCCGGCCGCAGUACAAGUGCAGCAACCAGUACUUUUCCAGCCCCCUCAACCCGCUCCUGUUUAUCCCGGUGGUUUCCCUAUCGACGUGUUCUUUGAGGCAAGCAAGCUUCCUCUGGAUGUGGCCAUUUUCAACAGUGCACGAGCUUCCGGGGGAGAUGAGAAGAUUCGCAAGUACCUGCAAGCCGUACUUGUGAUUGGCGGGACAGCGCUUACCCCCGGGAUGGCACACGCCUUGGAGAGUCGAUUGCAGGCAAUUGCGACACCACUAGUGCCGAAUAUGGAGAAAGUACAGAUAAUCCCUCCUCCGAAAGACGUCGACCCUCGAGUACUUGCUUGGAAGGGUGCGGCGGUGUUAGGCAAGAUGGACGGAGUGGCUGAUUUAUGGAUCACUCCUCAGGACUGGGAUAUCUUUGGCAUGCGAGCCUUGAGGGAGCGGAGCUUUUUCCUAUGAUCACUGGUAUGAAUAUUGGCAUGAUAUGUUUCCCUUGACCUGUAUUAUGGAUGCUUGUACAGUAAUAAAUUGAGAUUGAGGAUAUCAAGGCAACAGAUUGCCAAGAAUGAUGCUGACAUGCGAAGUGAAAAGAAUUCAACAUAAGUAGGAGCAGUGUCCACGAAAUGCGUCCAAGCCACAACAAACGAAACCAUGAACU
This is a messenger RNA of Somion occarium, 2734 nucleotides long. The record is from the annotation of a GenBank genome assembly. NCBI's taxonomy places the organism in Eukaryota, Fungi, Basidiomycota, Agaricomycetes, Polyporales, Cerrenaceae.